Molecule: messenger RNA, 273 nt
Organism: Thermothielavioides terrestris NRRL 8126
Lineage: Eukaryota; Fungi; Ascomycota; Sordariomycetes; Sordariales; Chaetomiaceae
Exons: 1
Coding region: 22-267 (81 amino acids)
Source: RefSeq, a predicted model, not a curated record
GCGGUCCGCGGCGCUGCCGCAAUGGACAGCCGCUUUUCGGAAGACUAUGAUCCAGCAUCAGACGUCCAAUUGGAGCUUGCUGAGACGGGCGACUGGGACGAAGCGCUCGAGGCGUAUCGUGACCGCCAGAAAUGGAAGCAACAAGGCGCAGCGAGACUGCGUGCCGCCGGUUUCACGGACGCGCAGAUCAGGCAGUGGGAAAAGGGGGGCGAGAAGGACAUUGAUGAUGUCCGCUGGAGCGGAGCGGGUGAGAAGCGUGAGUGGUAAGUAUUC